UUCGCAAUAAAAACACAAGAAACUCUAUAGACAUAGAGAGGAAGCUUGAACUUGCAAUAAAUGCUAUUAAAAAGCAAGAAUUAGCCUCAAUUCAUGAGACUGCAUGUCUGUUUGAGGUGCCUUGCACUACUCUGCAGGAUCAGUUCAGGGGCAGGUCUUCAAGAGUGAAUUUACACACAAAUUUAACCAAAUUUACUAAGGCUGAAGAAGAUCAGCUACUUCAAUAGGUGCUGGAUCCGGAUAAAUGUGGAAUACCUUCUCAGCCAGCAUUUAUUGAGAAUAUGGCUAAUCAUCUUCUUAUCUGUGAGGAUUGUACUUCGCGGAUCAGCACGACAAUGGAUCUCUAGUAGGAAUUGUGUGUGGAAAGGAAUACAUGAGGAUUGCCACUGGCCUCCAUUAAGGGGUUUGUGCAGUGACUGCCUUUUAUUUAUGUGUGCUCGCGAGCGGCUCCCAGCCCUCACAAGUGUUCAGCAUGCAAACCAAUGUCAGCUUGUGCAAGGCACUUACAGCUUGAGUGUAAGGAUUCGCCCGCGAACCCCUUACAUUAGAGUUCUGUUGUGCCUUCUCUUCUUCCUGUGAUUGUUGUUCUGCUGGCUCUGGCUGGUAAUAUUGUGGUUGCUGUUCCCCCUGCCCCAGCAGAAUUUGUGGGUGCCAUGGUCCUGCAGGGUGCUUGGGACUACCCAGCACCCCUUCAUGAGAUUGACAAUGGUGAUCCCAGACGAUCAUUUACAAGAUUCCUGAUACUUUUUAAUCACUACAAUGGCCCGGCAUCGCCAUCAGGCCUCAGUCGAGGGCAUCAUCGACUUUUCCGGACCUGAAUCCUUACCAGCGGAUCAGCACGCCCGGGCAAAACAGAGAUUUUACAGCAUCAUCAAACAUUUCAGACCAGCACUGGAGGCAUCUGAUGUUGCCUACAGCCGCCCGUUCCUCGUCCGCUAUACUUAUGAGUACUCACGUUCUGAAUUAUCGCAGGACACCUUCUUACGCGCCUUUUUCGAUUUUAUGGGCCUAGAUGUCGCUGGAGACAGAUAUUGA
Molecule: messenger RNA, 1035 nt
Organism: Coccidioides immitis RS
Lineage: Eukaryota; Fungi; Ascomycota; Eurotiomycetes; Onygenales; Onygenaceae
Exons: 3
Coding region: 760-1035 (91 amino acids)
Source: RefSeq, a predicted model, not a curated record